AAUAUUAGAAUCCCGCCCUCUUCCUCGGGUCAGUUAGACCACUUCAAGAACUCGUACUCCGAGCUUUCAGUCUCGUAGAAUCCAUGGAAGAAGAAGAAUCUCACAGAGUUGUUCCAUUUCAGCUGCAAUUUGACAAGCCUAUAGCCUCUCAGGUUAAAAUAGCUGAAUGGAACCCAGAGAAGGAUUUACUUGCCAUGGUCACGGAGGACUCAAAGCUUCUUCUCCAUCGCUUCAAUUGGCAGAGGCUUUGGACCAUUUCCCCAGGGAAAUGCAUAUCAUCCAUAUGUUGGCGUCCAGAUGGUAAGUCAAUAGCAGUUGCGCUUGAAGAUGGGACCAUCUCAUUGCACGAUGUAGAAAACGGGAAGCUGCUGAGAAGUAUGAAGUUUCAUACUGUUUCUGUUAUAUGCCUCAACUGGGUGGAAGAUGGACGAAAGAUUGUGAAUGGAAAUGGUACCGUAGUUAAUUAUGAAGACCGCACUGCUCGUUUCUUUCCUCCUGCUCCAAGAAUUCCUCGUAUGCCUGGACUUGUGCCAGGAGAUAGUGGCUUCAUGGAUGAAAGUGAUGAUUCAUUCAGGGAACUGUUAGAUUCUUCUGGUCAGCAAUUUAACAUCUUAUGUAGUGGGGAUGAAGGUGGAACAAUCUGCUUCAGUAUAUUUGGCAUAUUUCCUAUAGGAAAAAUUAACAUACACAAUCUCGUGGUUCGAAAUCCACUUGUUGGCAACUACAUUACCUAUCAACUUAUAAAUGCUUCUAUCUGUAAGGUGGCAUUGUCAAAUGAUCUUUUUCAUUUAGUAGUCUUAUGCUGUGGGCUAGUUGCUGAAACUGAAAUUGAAUCAAGUGACGAUCAAAUGUCUGGUUUCCACUGUUUAGUUCUUGACACUACAAUUUUUUCAAAAAGGAAAAAUGAGCUUCACCAGGUGGCUCAGCAGGCUUCCAAUGUAGAGAAUUUAAUUGAAGUAGUUAAGACGUCGCUUUCUGUCAUGUCUAAGCAGUGGUCUGAUGCCAUCCAUAUGUUCCACGAGAAAUUUAAUUCUCUAACCUCCCUUAUUAUGCAUCAUGGACUUGACUCCACUUCUCAAGAAGAGUUUCUAAGCCUGUUAGGUGGUGCAAGGACAAGUCCGGCACUUCACCAAUUUUUGGUUAAUUCUCUAGGUGAAGCGGGUAUCAAGAGGAUGGCUAAGAUAUUUUCUUGUUUCCAGCCUGCUGCAGAAAUUAUUGGAUUUCGAAUGGGAGAAUUGAGAGGGCUUUCAAAAUGGCGAGCACGAUAUCUAGGUAUUGGUCUGGAUGAGAAAUUGAUUGACAGUGCAACCGAGAAGGCUGGAAUGUUGCUCGUACAGGUUGAACGAUUUAUGAGAAUCUUGUCUUCUGUGGUGCAACAGUUUUCAAAUUUUUUCAGUUGGCUCCUGAAAUCUGUGAAAAUGCUAAUGUCCGAACCAAGUGAUCAGCUUCUGCCCUUCAAUAGUGAACUUGUUAUCAUAUUCUUGAAGUUUCUAUAUGAUCAAGAUCCUGUGGGUCAGCUUCUGGAUUCCACAGAGAUUGAUCAUAAUAUUGAAGUUGACAUGGAAACACAGCAGCGGAUCCGAGAAUUGGCUCAUUUUGGGGGAUUCUUAGAUUCUGAAUACUUGAAGAGGUCCUUAAUGAAAGAAUUUCAACAAAUGGAGUCUUGUUUUAAACAGGCUUUGGAGGUGCCCAUUGCUACCAUUUCCAAAAAGAUAAUUUGUGCGGAUUUGUUGCCCCUUUUUCCUGUUGCAUCUUCUUCUAAUUUUCCUGUGUCAAUGUCAUAUUACGAGGAAGCUUCACAAACCAUUAUGAAUCAUGGAACGGGCCAUCAGAGGCUUACUAAUUACACAUGUUUUAAAGUACCAGAUGAAACUUUCUCAAAUAUUGCAAAUUGUGUUGGCAUAGCACGGCAUUUCGUAGAUGAUUCUUGCAAUUUAGGAAAUGGGCAUACUUCAUUUGAAGCUGUGCUAUUACGUCUCCCAGAUGGUUAUCAAUGUGCGGAUCUGUCUCUGUAUAAAGAAGGACAAAUUGUAUUCUUAUUAAAUGAAGUAGAUACCAGCAGUGAGAACUCCGAAAAUGCUUGUAUGAUCAUUGUACAAGCAGCUGACCUUCCAUUUGUAUCUAUUUCAAGAUCCGCUGUUCUGAAAUCUUGGGGGCUUCAUGAACUUCAGGAUCGCGUCGUGCAAUUGCAAUUGGAAAAUGAAAAGGUCCGAGGAAUUUCUCACUUUGUGGUAGCUCCAUUGGCAGUUAGUGCAUCAAGAGGUGUGGCGUGCGUCUUUGCUGCAAGAAAACGUGCCUUGGUAUACAUACUGGAAGAAGAUGAAGAUGAAGUCUCGGAUUCUGAAUAAUAUAUUACAUUUUUUUUUUCAUGUAAUAUUAUGUGUUGUGUUAUGCACCUAAUGGAUCAGAUGUCGAGCAAAAAAGCUUAGAAAUGUAUGCAUAUCCCUUGUCCUGUUCACAUAUAGAUAUAAAUGAUGAAUAGAUCAAAGUAUUUAUGCCAUAAAGCUCUUUAUAUUCUAA
Olea europaea var. sylvestris is the source of this 2520-nucleotide messenger RNA. Its product is annotated as anaphase-promoting complex subunit 4. Bases 84 to 2348 code for a protein of 754 amino acids. The record is from RefSeq and is a predicted model, not a curated record. Gene Ontology annotation, biological process: anaphase-promoting complex-dependent catabolic process; positive regulation of mitotic metaphase/anaphase transition; protein K11-linked ubiquitination. The transcript is spliced from 19 exons. Gene Ontology annotation, cellular component: anaphase-promoting complex; nuclear periphery. Gene Ontology annotation, molecular function: protein binding. Lineage: Eukaryota; Viridiplantae; Streptophyta; Magnoliopsida; Lamiales; Oleaceae.